AGAGCCUCUAAUCCCCUGCGUCCAUGGUUUACUCUGAGCUCGUAUUUAAUUCCUCUAAACCCCCAGCUGCCGCCUGCUUACUCACUGAACGCGACAGACUGCGGACCGCUGCGGUUAUUAAUAAUUCACCAGCUCCUCUCCUCUGCUCUCCGCGCAGCGCCGCUCCGCUUCUCCGGCCGCGGCCGCGGGACAUACCGCAACGCUCUUCCUCCCCUGGUUGGCUGCGUGCGUGCGUGCGUGCAGCCACGCUGUGUUUCCCCACUUUCAGCACUUUGUUUACUCGAUUUCAGCUGCUCGGUGUCACUCACACGCCACGGUCACGUCUCCGUCGCUGGUAGGCUGCGUUCUGCUCUGAUGUCUCUGAGCUCCGGACGGUGAGUUUGGUCUGAGGCGUCCCUUCUCUCGGCGGACUCUGAAGGAACAGGUGGAUGAAGAGCUGCACGUUUUCGGAUCAACAAAAAGCCGGGGAUCGAGUGCAUGCAUGAAAGGGGAGAAAGGCGUCUAAAUCUGCAGGAGCAACAGCUGAUCGGGUGAGCGCAGAGAGAGAAGGCUACUUACGGUCCGUUUCCGCCGCCUCGGGCUCUGUCGGUGGCCGGGUCCGCGGACGGGGAAUCGAUUGUCGAGCUCAGCACCCACGAAGUUGGAAUGUCAUAGGAACAUCGAGCUGAAACGGAACAGAAACUGUCUUGAUGAAGAGAGCCGGCUCGGAUUAGUAACGAGGAAAGUUGACCCGCAGACUCCCCCAGCACUGUAGAAUGGUUACCGGGCAGCAGGCCGAGAAUUAGGCCCAGCAGAACAAGAACCAGGCACUUUUCUAUCUCCCACCUUUUUUCUGGAAGCUGAACUUUGGAAAGUGGAAAAUGGCUCUUUGAGAGUGUUGGCACAUUUCCCCACACCACAAUGGCAACGGAGUCCUUUCUGUUGAACGAAGAACCCUCCAGAGCUCCUGGGAUGCCUGAGUGCUAUGUAGUGUCAGAUUCAUACAGGUAUUACCCCACUCACCUUCUAAACAAUGCCUUAGUGGAUGAAUUUCACCCCUUCAUCGAGGCCCUCCUCCCCCAUGUCCGUGCCUUCUCCUACACUUGGUUCAACCUGCAGGCCCGCAAGCGCAAGUACUUCAAGAAGCAUGAGAAGAGAAUGAGCAAGGACGAGGAGCGCGCCGUGAAGGAUGAGCUGCUGGGUGAGAAGCCGGAGAUCAAGCAGAAGUGGGCCUCGCGCCUGCUGGCCAAGCUCCGCAAGGACAUCAGGCCAGAGUUCCGCGAGGACUUUGUGCUCACCAUCACAGGAAAGAAGGCUCCCUGCUGCGUGCUGUCCAACCCCGACCAGAAGGGGAAGAUCCGCCGCAUCGACUGCCUCCGCCAGGCCGACAAGGUGUGGCGGCUGGACCUGGUGAUGGUCAUCCUAUUCAAGGGCAGCCCCCUGGAGAGCACAGACGGAGAGCGGCUGGUCAAGUCGCCCCAGUGCUCCAACCAUGGCCUGUGCGUCCAGCCGCACCACAUCGGGGUGACAGUAAAGGAGCUGGAUCUCUACCUUGCCUACUUCGUCCACACACCAGAACAAUCAGGACAAUCAGACAGUUCAAACCAGCAAGGCGAUACAGACGUCAAACCCCCAGCAAAUGGCCACUUGAGUUUCCAGGACUGCUUUGUGACUUCAGGGGUGUGGAACGUGGCUGAGCUGGUCCGCGUGUCACAGACUCCAGUGGCCACAGCGACAGGCCCAAACUUCUCUCUGGCAGACCUGGACAGCCCAGGCUAUUACAACAUCAACCAGGUCACCCUGGGACGUCGUUCCAUCACCUCCACCCCCUCCACCAGGACUGAAAUGGAGCUUUAUGCAAGUCUCCCACGGAGCUCCAACAAGCGCAAGUCUAUUGACGACAGCGAGAUGGAGAGCCCUGUGGAUGAUGUGUUUUACUCAGGCCGUUCCCCUGCAGCUGGCAGCAGCUCUCAGUCCAGCGGUUGGCCUAACGAUGUGGACGCAGUGCAGCACCAUUUGGCCAGUGUGCAGGAGAGGAAGAUUAAGCAUGAGAGCGAUGGAGUGCAGUUUCCUUACCAUGGACUCUCAUCGCCUGGUUCUCAUAAGAAGCUGGGGAAAUUCGAUUUCAGCGCCCUGUCCUCCCAGACGAGGUCCCCCCGCAUGGCGUUCACCCACCACCCACUGCCAAUGCUGGCGGGAGUGAGACCAGGGAGUCCCCGUGCUUCAGCUUCGGCCCUACACUUCCCGUCCCCUUCCAUCAUCCAGCAGUCUAGCCCCUACUUCACCCACCCCACCAUACGCUACCACCACCAUCCUGGACAGGACCCCCUGAAGGAGUUUGUGCAGUUUGUCUGUGCUGAUGGCUCAGGGCAGGCCGCCGGACAGCCGAACGGGAGCGGCCAGAGCAAAAUGCCAGGCUCCUUCUUGCUGCCUCCACCUCCCCCAGUGGCCCGCCCAGUGCCCCUCCCCAUGCCCGACUCUAAACCCAACAGCACGCCCCCUGACGGCGGACUCUCCUCGCCCGCAUCACCGUCAUACUCCACGCCAGGCGCCACAGCUCCCAACAGGUUUGUCGGCAUCGGAUCACGGGACAACAACUUUCUGAACAUCCCGCAGCAGACACAGUCUUGGUUCCUCUGACAAGAUCUGUGCACAAACCAGCAAAUAGAAAUCUUUCUUUACUAUUCAGAAUAAGAAAAAAAGAACAGAGAAACAACCUGAAGGAUGACAAUAAUUGUCUUACCAACCCGCCGACCAGCCCUGACAGUACAUCUCAUCUGAUAUGAAAUAUAACCAAGCGACGCAGGAAAUUACAGUCACAUGAUGCUUCUAGUGGAACCCUGGAAAUAUUCACACAGUCAGCGGGAGAACCUGAUUUGGGUGAAGAGAGAAGGACGAAUGGAUGGAAGUAAGGCGGGCAGCAGGCCUCCUCACGCCAUCAAAGCACAGCAGCGAUGCAGGAGCAAGAAAAGGAUGUGGGAGCGGUCAGCUUCUCCUGCUUUGUAAGAACGCAUUGUGAACAUAUGGCUAAAAAAAAAAAAAUCAACUGUCCAGCAAUUACAAAUUCAAGCUACAACAACCUAACCCACCAUGAUCCCAAAACCCAAUCAGACGAUGUAUGUCCAGUGAGGACAGCAGUCCAUGCUCCUGUGAUGUCAUCAUCGCCCAUAACGAAAUCCAAUUGGCUCCUCUCACCCUGCCACCAAUAAGCAAGCGACCAUGCCAAACCAUAUCUUGAUUUAAAGUUGCACUACAAGCUGAAUCAGUUAACACUAACCAUGUGCACUAUUUACCUACAAGGCGUGGCAGGUAAACCACACUCGCCUAUGAUUAUGUUUUACGAAAGGAAACAAACCACAAGGUACAAGAAGCCUUCAAAUGUCCUCGACCUGUCACGGGUCAGUUCAGCCAAUCAUCGAUCUCCCCUUGCUCACAAAGUUCUCAGUCUGUGUGCCACGACUCCAGGGUUUCUCACCUUUCAACUCAUAAUAUUUCUAUAUGUAUAUGUAAAAGCUUUCCGUUUUUUACCCAAUAAGCUCAGUAAACUCCCUCCCCACAAGAUGCAAUCAGUGUACCAGACACCGAGUAAUUAUACUGCUAUUGGCAGCAGCUAUGAGUUCCCCGUUUGCCAUUUUUGUAAUGUAGAUGAAUGCUGACUAAUUUUCCCUCGUGUGUUUUCUUAUUUCAAUUGACUCCUUUUUGGAUAUGUACUAUUUUCUAAUUGUUUUUGUAUUUGAAUGGCAGCACCUUAAAGUUAAAGAAGGAUAAAUUAUAUGUUGGGGUGAAGAACACGGAGCGGCUGGCUAACCUGGAGAAAAUAGUGCUUGUAAAAACUUGGGGAAAUAUGCCCACCUGUUGUUUUAGAUGUGGAGAUUGGUAUUAAACCCACGGGAAGCUACAGUGAGCAGCUAGUUAGAUAGGAGUUAAACUGAAUCAUGUCUUAGUUAUUCUUCAAAAGGGUUUCAUCCAAACAAGUCGAGGUGCCACACACGUUUAGCAUGAGAUGAUUUUACAGGAUCAGGAACAAAAACUGUAUAUCAGAGACACAUUCAACUCCUCCAUUGUCACUUUAAAUUAAUGAGCAUUUAGCCGUUUUUAUCAUGAGAUUUCUGCAGCCAGGUGACUAUAUUGGACAAGAUGAUGGAAAUGAAGAAUGAGUUUGAAGCUAGAUUGAAUAAGAACAUGAGGCUUUGGUUUUGAUUUAAUUUGUUUUAAUAUCUGGAAAAUGAUGACAAUCACUUGCUUGAGAUAAAGGUAAUGGAACAGUAAAGAUGUUUGACCUAUUAUUUGUCAGAACUUGACUGAUUAAUGUCUGUAGAAAGCUCAGGUCGUUUGGAACAAGCACCUAGAGUCUACAGGUGUUAUUGCAAUUUACCGUAAUUCACUUAGCAUUUACUUGGGUCUUCACCCACCCCAAUCUCAAAAUCCAACAUGGCUGACAAUCAUUUCAAAUACAGUGAUUGUUGCAGUGAUAAACCGUAAUCAGCCUCAGAGUGGCUAUUUAACAUUUACAACACCAAUAAAGGCUAGUUCAGGAAUUUUGAAGUGAGGUUUUGUUCAAAGCUUAUAAGCAGUUAAUAUCUUACCUGGAAUCGAUAACUUUCUUUGCAUCUUCAUGUAGUAUAAAUCCAGAUAAGUUAGCCCCAGAGACUGAAGCUAGUCUUAAACAAGUUUUCUAAAUAUAAAUCAUAAAACUGUUUAAUUGUGAAAAUUUAUAAAUCAAAAUGGAUUUUAUUUGGAUAUUUUACCAAAAUGUUUAACCUUAACAAGAAGUGCAAUAUUUAUGGAAAAUAAAGAAAUAUAAGUAACCAUCUUAAAAUGAGGAAGCAACAACAUGAAGUAAAAACCCUUAAAACAUUAGUGUCAUUUUGUUUUAGAAAUUUUAUGCAAAUCCUACUUAAAAACAUUCCAGAAAUAGGCUUAACUUAUUCUCUGCUAAUGCCUUUAUAAUUUUAACAUGUCAUUUAUUUUAUAAUUUUAAAGGGGCCAGGACCAAAGCAAACUUCUACUUUCUUAAAAAAAAACUCCAAUCUCAAAAACAUCAUAAACGGUUAAUUCACGCACUUUUUAUUGAACCUUUAAACCAUUGCCACGAUUGCAUCAGGUGGAUGCAAGCUGUGUUUUACUCAGGAAAGGGAGGCAGGAGGCGGUGCGCCACCAAAAACCUUCCUGAGUGAAUCGGAUAUUGAGAACAGAACAUGUGAAAGGAUUCCAGUCAGAAUGACUUUACUGAUAUAAGAUUCUAAAAAGUAAUUAUUGUGGUUUAAGUGAACUGUGUUUUACUGUGAUUCUUACACUGCCUUUCCUGUCAGGUAGUUACUCUGACUAGAAAAGCUUCUGUUCUCAGUAGGUAUUAAACACAGGAUGAUCACUGGUCGCGGACUGCCUCCUACCUCUGCUUCACAGGUAAAUAAACAUCAGAUUCUGUUAAAAUAAUCACCCAAUGCAAAAGUGCUGAUGCUUAAAAGGUUCAUAAAAUACUGUUUGCAUAAACCACUGAGACAUUUCCGAGAUAGGAGUUGUUUUAAGAAAGAAGUUCAAUUUGGUCCUGUUUCCUCUCAGACUAGUUAUUACCUUGAGCCUCUGGGACAACGAAUCUGAAUUUAUGCUAAAGGAAAGAUGCCAAAACAGGAUCCCACAAUAAAAAUCCAGAAAUAUUCUUGAAUUUGGAUUUGAGUUCAUUUUGUGAUGCAACUUCUAAGGUGAAAGGGACACACUUAAAUAUCUAUCUACUAGCUGCUAGCUGUAGUUUCCUGUUCAUGUUGUCAGUUUCCUCAUCCAGCAAUCAAAGCAGCAUAUUAUCCCAAAUAUAAUUGUUUUAUUAACAUGGUUUAAUUAUUCUACUACCAGAAGGCCCUUUUCUGUAGAAAAACAAGUGGUGUUUCGACAAUCACAGGAUUUAUUUCUGGAGACAGACAAGCUGAACCAACUAGGUCUAAAUGAACCAUGAGGAGAGAGCGUAGCUCCUCUUCUCUGCUUCUUGUAAGUUUGUCCUGUUGUUUACACUCCCAGACGGGCUGCUGCUCCAAGAGCUAAGGAGGCCACACUGCGGAGCAAAAUGAAUGUCACGUUUCUGGCUGUUUCUUUAAGGGAGGCCUGCGAGGUCAAGAUUCUGUCAACGCCUAGACAGAGUAAAAGUUACCAGUUGUCACAGUUACACCCCAGCACAUUCACACACACACACCAGCACUCCCCCCUAGCCAUUGUAAAUGGAAGAGCCCUUAUAGAACAAAUGACUGCACUGAUACAAUCAUGCCAGCCAAUCGUAUACGUCUCUUUUUUUGAAAGCAUGGCAAGAUUGAAAACUUAGUGUGUCAGAUCAACUGACACGUUUUUAAACAUUUCAGACUCAUGGCAACCACUCAGUAUUAACCACCCCCCACCCCCCGUGCACGACUUUCAAAGUCUUACAUGUAGACAAUCUGUGGACGCCUUAAAGGUUUCACUCAUCUUUUACACAGAUAAACCUGCACACAUUCUCCCAUUAUCAUAAGUUGAGUCCAAACACCCAUCCAAACCUCACAAAAUAACUGGACUGCCUGGCCGUGUUCCUUCGCUGCAGGGAAACCAGUUGUAGUUGGCCAACUGACUGGCAACCAUCUCAUCAGCUUCGUAGAGAGGACUAGCUCGGCUGAACAAGGUGUUAGGCUGAUUUCUUUUCGAAUCAAAGGAAGUGCCUCUGUAUUCCCAUUAUGCAAACAUGAAUUCAGGUUGUUUUUUCUCACAUAUAAGCUAUAGUGAAUGGUUAAAAAAACAAAUUAUGUCAGGAGGGGACAGAAAAAAACAAUGACAGCUCACUAGAUAAUCUCAAGCAUCUUUAUAUAUAAUACACUUUUAUAUAUAUUUAUAGAUAUAUACAUUUUUUGUUUGCAAGAUAAGCUCUGUGGCAGUCUAGUUAUUUUUUGAAGCAUGGCAUACAUCGCACAGUCAUAGGAUGCAUCUGGAAAACGCUAAUCGGAGCUCGAGUACCAGUGUCUAAGCCCACAACUGUUUGAAAGGAAAGGAAAUCCAUCGCAAACCCAUCAGUGCAGACGUAGACAGAGUAUCGGUUAAAGUAGAUAAGGAUUAAAAAUUCAAAGGACAGAUUUGUUUCUUUAUUGUUUCGAUGGGAAGUAUUGUUCUUGAAACUAAAUGAUGUAUGUUGAUUGAGCCAUGUGCAAUGCC
Molecule: messenger RNA, 7143 nt
Organism: Girardinichthys multiradiatus
Lineage: Eukaryota; Metazoa; Chordata; Actinopteri; Cyprinodontiformes; Goodeidae
Product: nuclear factor 1 X-type-like
Exons: 15
Coding region: 901-2619 (572 amino acids)
Biological process (GO): regulation of transcription by RNA polymerase II
Cellular component (GO): nucleus
Molecular function (GO): RNA polymerase II cis-regulatory region sequence-specific DNA binding; DNA-binding transcription factor activity, RNA polymerase II-specific
Source: RefSeq, a predicted model, not a curated record